Myiozetetes cayanensis is the source of this 1382-nucleotide messenger RNA. RefSeq names its product transferrin receptor protein 2-like. Gene Ontology annotation, biological process: endocytic iron import into cell. The record is from RefSeq and is a predicted model, not a curated record. Gene Ontology annotation, cellular component: external side of plasma membrane. NCBI's taxonomy places the organism in Eukaryota, Metazoa, Chordata, Aves, Passeriformes, Tyrannidae.
GGUCCUGGGAGCCUGCGCCCCCACUGGUUCCCUGCCCGGGGUCCGGGGGUCCCUGCAGUUCCUGCCGGGCCGGGGCGGCGCUGCAGCUUCAGGUGGGGGACGGAGCCGGGACCCUCACCAGCGUCUUCGGGACCCUGCGGGGCGGCUCGAGCCCGACUGUUACGUCAUCGUGGGGGCCCAACGGGAUUCGCUGGGCCCGGGGGCGGCGGCCUCGGGGGUUGGCACCGCCCUCCUGCUCGAGCUCGCCCGGUUCUUCGCUGCCAUUGGCCGAGAGGGUUUCCAGCUCCGCCGGACCCUCCUCUUCGUCAGCUGGGACGGGGCCGAGUUCGCAUUUGGGGCCACUGAGUGGCUCGAGGGCUACCCCUCCCUCCUCCACACCAAAGUGGCCGCCUACAUCAGCCUGGACCGCGCCGUGCUGGGUGCCGACAGGUUCGUGGUGAGGACGAGCCCCACGUUGGUGAAUUUGGUGGAGCGCCCUGGGGCAGGUGGAAAGCCCCAAGGAGGGCGGGAAGAGCCUCCUGGAGCAGUUGGGGAGGGGCUGGGAGAGCGACGUGAUCCGCCCGCUGCCCCGACAGCGGCGCCUUCCCCUUCACGGCGGCCGGGGUCCCUGCGCUGGAGCUCGGCUUUGACGAGGCUGCCGGGGGUCCAGGGCGGCUCUGGGACCCCCGAGGACACGCUGGGCCGGCUGGGGGGGCGGCUGCGGGGGCGGCUCCCGGCGCUGGCCCGGGCGGUGGCCGCGGUGGCCGCGCAGCUCCUGCUGGGCCUGGGCCACGACCCCCGCCUGCCCCUCGACCCCGCCGCCCUCGGGGACGCGCUGGUGAGACAGCUGGCACCGCUGCAGGCGCGGGGGGUGUCCCUGCAGUGUCUGUACACCAGUGUAACCAGUGUAACCAGUAUAACCAGUAUAACCAGUAUGGCAGGCGCGGGGGGUGUCCCUGCAGUGUCUGUACACCAGUGUAACCAGUGUAACCAGUGUAACCAGUAUAACCAGUAUAACCAGUAUGGCAGGCGCGGGGGGUGUCCCUGCAGUGUCCGGGGGGUGUCCCUGCAGUGUCUCUCCUCGGCCCGGGGCGGGAUCGUCCGCGGGUCCCUCUCGCUCCGUCGGGAAAUGUCGGGAUCCGACGCCACCAACGAGCGGCUCAACCGCGGCUUCAACGCCCGGCUCAUGGCGGCCGAGGCGUCCCUGCUGUCCCGCUCAGUGUCCCCUCUGGUGUCCCCUUUGUGUGUCGAGGCGUCCCUGCUGUCCCCGCUCGUGUCCCCUCUGGUGUCCCCGUUCCGCCACGUCCUGCUGGGCCGGGGGGGCCACACCCUGCCCGCGCUGGUGGCCCAGCUGGGGACCCUGGGGACCUGAGGGACGACCACCAAGGACAUUGGGGACAGAG